AUGAAGAGUCGAUCUAAAGUCAAUAAGGUCAGAUGCCACGAGCUUGAGCUCAGUGAGUUAUUUGCUGGUCUCUUCAAAACAGAAGCUUAUAAAGCGAAUGCGGUCUUGAUUAGCGACGGUGUGCUACAUUCUCCGAAGAAUUCUGUUUAUCUGUCUCCAGGGUUUCAUGCCGUAGCGACAAGUCAGAGCUUAGUGCUGUAA
This is a messenger RNA of Plasmopara halstedii, 201 nucleotides long. RefSeq lists its product as uncharacterized. The record is from RefSeq and is a predicted model, not a curated record. NCBI's taxonomy places the organism in Eukaryota, Oomycota, Peronosporomycetes, Peronosporales, Peronosporaceae. Bases 1 to 201 code for a protein of 66 amino acids. The transcript has 4 exons.